AUGUCUGACGAGGUCGCCAAGCUAAAGUCUCAGGUCGAAGAGCUGCAACAGCUGGUCAAGAAGCAAAAUUUGUUGAUCAGCAAAACGGGACAGUCUGUCCUAGAAUUGCAAUUGGCAAAGCAGAAAACCGACGUUGAGGAGUUCGACUCCAAGUUUGCUGGUGCCAAGAGCGGCAAGCAUGCCGCCUCUCACGGAGACAACACUGACUACGCGACUAACGAAGAUCUGGUUCAACUGGUUGGUGAGCUUCAAGGUCAACUUGACUCGAUCGAAGAGAGAUCGAUCAGAAGACUGGUUAACUCAACCAAGUCCGAGAAAAGGGAUUACUUGGCACCUUUGCCAAAUGCUGAUGGCGAGAUCCCUAGCGCCACCGACAGCAUAUUCCCAGAAUCUCUCGAGGACUUUGAGAACAUCACUAACGUCAAACUCUUCAAGCUGGCCAAGUACUACGAGCUUUUGCCUCCUAGCUUGAAAGAGCAAGAAAAGUUCGAGGACUACUUGGAAGGCAAGCUAGACAAUUUUCAUAUUAACGACAUGACCGACGAAGAUGUCGAGAAGGAGCUCAAGAACUUCUCUGAAGACCAGUUGGUUGAAGCAUUCAACGAUGUCGCUAGAUACCUCGGUGUGAAGUCAAGAAGAGGAACCGACAUCUGGUAA
Molecule: messenger RNA, 657 nt
Organism: Lachancea thermotolerans CBS 6340
Lineage: Eukaryota; Fungi; Ascomycota; Saccharomycetes; Saccharomycetales; Saccharomycetaceae
Gene: MRP8
Product: Mrp8p
Exons: 1
Coding region: 1-657 (218 amino acids)
Source: RefSeq, a predicted model, not a curated record